AUGGUCUUGGAUCCCUCACCUGGCAGAAGCUGCUUUGCCCUGGCCAUUCUGCUGGCAAUUGUGGAGAACAAGCUUGGACGAAUGCACAUCCUCAGCUCAACUUCCCAGGAGGGAAAGCAACUGUGUAUUAAAGAAGAGGCUGAGGCGGGUAUGGUGUUUUUGUGCAAGGACAAGUCUUGAUGAGACUGUUCCCCUGAGACUAGCUUGGAGCAACUGAGACUUAAAUAGGAUCCUGGGAAAGAUGGUAUCAGUGAAAUAUCAUCUCAGUUGGUGUUCACCAUAAACCAAGCCACGGCAUUGGACAGUGAGACCUACCAGUGGUGUGCCAGAAGCCAGAAGCUGGAUAUCUGCCUUCAGGGCCAUUAUUUCUCUAGAGUGAACUACACAGUAAUGGGGCUGAAACGACACCCCAAGUUUGGCCACAGUAAAGGUGCUCUCAGUUCAGGCUUCCUGCAAGAAAAGGUCUGGAUGAUGCUGGUCACCAGCCUGGUGGCCCUUCAAGGUAUGUUCUGAAGAGCUUUUAGCACCCCAAGAAAUGAGGGUGCUAUACCUUUAACAUCUUGA
Molecule: messenger RNA, 564 nt
Organism: Physeter macrocephalus (sperm whale)
Lineage: Eukaryota; Metazoa; Chordata; Mammalia; Artiodactyla; Physeteridae
Gene: CD160
Product: CD160 molecule
Biological process (GO): regulation of adaptive immune response
Cellular component (GO): plasma membrane
Molecular function (GO): transmembrane signaling receptor activity
Source: RefSeq, a predicted model, not a curated record